This is a messenger RNA of Stylonychia lemnae, 1395 nucleotides long. The record is from the annotation of a GenBank genome assembly. Lineage: Eukaryota; Ciliophora; Spirotrichea; Sporadotrichida; Oxytrichidae.
AUGAUAUCUCCAAGGUCAGUUUUCCAUUAAAUAGACAAUUUGCCGAUAGAAACUAAUGCAUUUCAAAAAUCUUUUACCCCAAACAAUGAAAACUCCAAAAUCUUUUUUGGCAUGAGUGCUUAAGUUUAGAGUACUCAAUUCAAGAAAAAGAAAGCAUCUUAUACCAAGAAGUUUUAGAAUAGAGUUGAUUAUCUAAGUCAACCUUACUAUGCUAGAAAAGACUCAAAUAUUUCUAAUGGGGACUUUAAAUCCAUUAAAUCAAUGGGGGAAUUCUCUACCAAGAACCAAUACUAGUCAAGUUCUGAGAGUGGCAUGAUAUCUAUUUAUGUGCCAAAGUAGAAACUCACUGAAGUAAAAGAGAAUAUACCUGUCGAAUAAAUGCAGUAAAUGGGACUUAACUUAGGAAUUAUGCCCAAGAAGAAUAGAUUACAGAGUGAAAAUCUAAUUACAUCAGAUAUGUUAAGAAUUAAAAGUUAAUACAAAUCAAUUGAACUUUCUCAUCAUGCUAAUAAUAACAAUAAUAAGAAGUCUCGGUAGAAAAAAACCUAUAAUUGUACAAUAUUGAUAAUCAUAGAUAAAAUCUAUGAAAUUCUGGAAGCUAUUGUUGACGAUGAUUUGAGUUUUAAUCUCAAAUAUAGGAAAACUCAAGCAUAGAUUAGACAUUUUAAUGAUUUUAAAUCGAGAAUCAUCAAGGAGCAUUAACUUAGUGAGGAGGUAGCUUACCAACUUAGCUAUUUGAUGGAAGUUAUGUUCUAUGAAUAGCAGAAAGAAUAAUUUGAGGCUAAAUUUUCUUUAAUGGCAAUUGAAGGUGAAGUAUCAUAUAAUAGUUUGAUUUCUCAGAGAUAAGAGCUGAGACAGUUCAACCACAUAAUAUCUAAAAAUAAUCUCUAGACUCAAGCAAUUGUUGAUGAUGAAAUGCAAGAGUAACAAUUCUAAGCAGGCUAAGAUCAAUAUAACAGUCUCAAUCAAAUUUAGAAGCAAUAGUCAACUAAUGAAUAAGCAUCCUAGUCGUCAUCAUCUAAUUCUAAAAAAUAGAGGGAAGAGGGUAAGUCUAAAUCAAGAGAAGUUGAGUCAUAGUUGUUGCAAUUCAUUUGCGCGCUCAAGCUAUUCAAAGACUCUCACAAGGCACUUUCAGAUGAUGAAAUAGCAGUCAAUUGGAUUAAGUUAAGCCCUGCUAAGAAGGAGGAUUAUAUCUACAAUGGACUCCACACCAAAUUAGAGCUUGAAUUCAAGUACAGAAAUUAGUAUAUCAUCAAUAAGAGAGAAUAUAUUGAUAUACUAAAGAAGGGUCAAUUGAAUUACUAGCCAGUAAUUGAAAUGGUGAAGCAGAACACUUACAAAGAUUUUAUUUUCAAUCUCAAAACUUUUCUCUACAUGUUAGAUCAGCAUUAAUGA